Ostertagia ostertagi is the source of this 618-nucleotide messenger RNA. Lineage: Eukaryota; Metazoa; Nematoda; Chromadorea; Rhabditida; Trichostrongylidae. The record is from the annotation of a GenBank genome assembly.
AUGCAACCUACAACCACUACUACUGUAGCGUCUUCUACGACGACUAAACCUACGACUCUCAGUACAAUCCCAACCUCGACGUCGACAGAACCUAAUACCUCCAAUACAAUCCGAACCUCCAUGACGACAGAACCUGCAUCUACUACUACUGUAGCUACUGUAGCGCCUACAACGACAACUCAACCUACGACAUCCAGUACAGUCCCAGCCUCCACGACAGCAGAACCUGAGAGCACUACAGCAGAACUCAUUUCGACAAGCAUGCCGCGAAAUCCUACAACGAGGGUAACCACGACGACCACCACUGUAGAGACUACUACGUCAAGUGAGCCUGCGACCUCUAGUACAGUUCUAGCCUCCACCACGAUAGAGUCUAAGAGCCCCACAACGAAUCUUUUCUCAACAAGUAUCUUGCCGAUUUCGACUACAAAAGUUCCUUCGACCUCCAGCACAGUACUAUCCUUCAACGGUGAUAAAACCUACGAUCAUCACUGGAAUGACUUCGACGACAAAAGAACCUGCCAGUACAACGACGGUGCAUGCAAUCAUGACCGCAGUAUCUACAACAACUUCUCAGGAGCCGCCAACUGCAUCAGGCUCAACUUUAUCAACGACAAC